Molecule: messenger RNA, 9944 nt
Organism: Lethenteron reissneri (Far Eastern brook lamprey)
Lineage: Eukaryota; Metazoa; Chordata; Hyperoartia; Petromyzontiformes; Petromyzontidae
Product: serine/threonine-protein kinase LMTK3-like
Biological process (GO): protein phosphorylation
Molecular function (GO): protein tyrosine kinase activity; ATP binding
Source: RefSeq, a predicted model, not a curated record
GAGGAGGUAGUGAGGAGGGAGGCCUCGCCGGGCCAUGGCGACCUGAGCCGGGAGACGCGUCCCCUGCCGGCGGGGAUUGGGCGACUAGGAGGAGAACGAGGAGGAGGAGGACGAAGAGGGAGAAGAGGUGGAGGAGGAGGUGGAAGAGGAGGAGGAGGAGGAAGGAUGUGGCGGACCGCGCUGCUCGUCGCCUGCGGCGCGUCCGCGGCGCCGCUGUCUGCCCCGGGCGUGGUGCGGGCAGUGGGCUGGGCGACCUGGGCUGAACCAGCGCUGGUGCUGUCUGUGUGCGGCCUGGUCUUCCUGUGCGUCCUGCUGGUCGCCUGCUCCUGGUGCCUGCCAAGAGCCAUCCCGUUUAAGGAGUUUGAGGACCCGCUGGCGGACGAGUUUGGCGCCGAUGAUUUCAUUCCACCCGGAGAGGACACCCCCUCGCACCACGCAGGCCCCCUCGCCGCCCCCGGGUCUCCUGCUGGAGGCGACGACGGUGGCCGACGUGUACACGCUGCCCCGGCACCACGACCAGCAGCACCACGACGGUGGUCACACAGCGGCUACCGUCAACCGGCAGAACAUCAGCUACCUGCAGGAGCUCGGCAGGGGCUGGUUCGGCCAGGUGUUGCUGGGUGAGGUGUGCUCACAGCCGGGGGUCGGCCCUGUUGCCGUGCGUCAGCUGGAGCCUUCUGCCCGUCUCUCCGAGCAGACCCGCUUCCUACACGAAGUGCAGCCCUACAGGGCGGUGAGGCACGAGCAUGUGCAGCGCUGCGUGUGUGUGUGCACCGAGGCCGUGCCGCUGCUCGCGAUCAUGGAGUUCUGCCCCAUGGGGGACGUCAAGUCGUACCUGGCGGCGCGGGCCGGCGCCGGUGGGGCCGGCGAGACCGAGCGGUGCCGCAUGGCCCGGCAGGUGGCGGCUGGGCUGGCUCACCUGCACCAGCAGGGCUUCGUGCACCGGGACCUCGCCCUCAGGAACUGCCUGUUGAGCACCGACCUCACGGUGAAGAUCGGCGACUACGGCAUCGGUCUUGACAAACACCCGGACGACUAUGUGGAUCUGGGAGUGGGUGACCCCGUGGCCGUGCGGUGGCUCGCCCCGGAGCUGCUGCUCAACCUCAACGCUCAACCCCGCGCCGCCCCACAGAGCGCCCCGGGGAACGUGUGGGCGCUGGGAGUGACGCUGUGGGAGCUGCUCGAGUCCGGCGCUCGUCCCUAUGGCUCCAUCUCCGACGCGGACGUGCUCUCGGCUCUCGCUCGCGACUCCCUGCCGCGCCUCCCGCGACCCGCACUGCGCUCCGCCAACACCGAGCAGUGGUACGAGGUGCUGCUCUUCUGCUGGCUGGGCAAGGAGCAGCGCCCGUCUGCUAGCGAGGUGCACCAGCUGCUCGCGCACCUUCAGGGGGACAAGCAGCAGCAGCAGGAAGAGGAGGAGGAGGAACACCGGGAGCUCUUGCAGCAAGCGGCACUGCUUGAAGCGCAGCCCCAGCAGCAGCCGCAGCAGCAGCAGCAGCAACAGCAGAGCAGCUUCGAGGAGCGGUGGAACGCGCUGGCGCCGCCGUCGCAACUGCCGGGGGGCCUCGAGCAGCAGGCCGACCUAGCCGGCCUCACCGCGUAUUUCCCGCCAUCGCCCGCCGUCACCGCCGCCAGCGCCGGCGGCGCCGGGUUGGGUUCCGCCUUCCCUCUGCUGCAGCCGAUCGGGGGGAGAGCGUUGCCGCAGGGCGCCGCGUGCGAGCGGCCCGGCGCCCUGGAGGCGAGCUGGUGGGAGCCGCCACCCGUAGGUCCCGUCGGCACCGCCGGCACCGCCGCCGCCACCGCCGGAGGAGGAAACCCGUUCCUGGAGCGGCUGGAGCUGGCGCCGGGUCCGGAGCGGCGGGUCUCACCGGACCCCGUGCCGGCCGUGCCCGUAGGCACGAGAGCGGUGACCCUGGGCGGUUCACACCUCGGCGAGUCCAGUACCGACCCCGGCUUGAACGGCGCCUUGUGGGAUCACGCGGCGGGCGCCGGUGCCGGCGGCGGCGGCACCAGUGGUGCGGCGCGGGACCCACUGCUGGGGCUGCUCACCACCGAUCGGCUGCAGGACAACUACUACUACCUGAAGAACACGGCGCUCAUCAAAGAGUCGGCGCGAUCGGGGGGGGUGCAGGCGCGGGCGGCGCAAGCUGGAGGGGGGGCGGAGGCCUCGCUGUGGGGGGGAGGGGAGAACGCUCCGGCAGGGUUGGCCGCUUCGACCGGCACGGCCAGCCCACCCGACUCGACUGGCUCGAUGCAGCCACGCAGCGUGGCUAGCCCACCUGACUCAGCGCGUCCAUCCAAUUCAACGAGUCCACACUUGGCCUUGCCUCACUCGGCCAGCCUGCAUGGCUCAACCACCGUGGCUGACAUAUCCACUCUGCCAGACAAGACACAGCCCAGCUCAAUCAAUCAUCCUGACUCAACCCCCAUCAAUGACUCACUUUUGCUCGACUCAACACACCCACCUAACUCAAUCAGUCCACCUCACUCAACCUCCAUGGCUGACUCACUUUUGCUUGACUCAACAGACCCACGGAAGUCAACCAGUCAUCCUGACUCAACCACCAUCAAUGACUCACUAUUGCUCGACUCAACAGACCCCCGGAACUCACCCAGUCAUCCUGACUCAACCACCAUGGCUGACUCACUUUUGCUUGACUCAACAGACCCACGGAACUCACCCAGUCAUCCUGACUCUACCUCCAUGGCUGACUCACUUUUGCUCGACUCAACAGACCCACCAAACUCAACCAGUUCACCUCACUCAACCACCAUCAAUGACUCACUUUUGAUUGACUCAACAGACCCACCGAACUCACCCAGUCAUCCUGACUCAACCUCCAUAGCUGACUCACUUUUUCUCGACUCAACAGACCCACGGAACUCACCCAGUCCACCUCACUCAACCACCAUCAAUGACUCACUUUUGCUUGACUCAACAGACCCAUGGAACUCACCCAGUCAUCCUGACUCAACCACCACGGCUGACUUAGCCCCUCUCGCUGACUCAACUUAUCCACCCCGAUCAACCAGUCCACUGGGUCCACCCCCUCUGGUCGACUCGCCCGACUCAACCGUUGUCCCUCGCUCAACCCAUCCACCGGAAUCCUCUCACCUGCCGGAGUCAUCCCUUCCCACGGAAUCGACCAGUCCACCUGACUGGAACCUUCUUAGUCACUCAGCCAGUCCAUCGCACUCCACCCCUCUUACCGCUCCCACACGUCCACCCGACUCAACCGCUCUGCUUGAACCGACCCUUCCCUCGGAGUCGGUCACUCCGGCCGAUGUAACAUGUCCUCCCAUCUCGACCCAUCUACCCAAGUCCACCGCUGUGCCAACCACUCUCGCAGAGUCGACCCCCCGGACCAACUCAACCUCUCCGCCUGAAUCUACUCUCCGCCCAGCCUCAUCCGUUCCCGCUACAUCAGUCACUCUCGCAGAGUCGACCGCACGGACCAACUCAACCGUUCCACCCGAGUCCACCCCUCCACCUGCCUCCUCCUUUCCCUCCGCAUCAAGCACCCCCGCAGAGUCCACCACCCCACCCAUCAACUCGACCUCUCCUCCACCCUCCUCCACCCCGCCGAUUGACCCGACCCCGCCACCCAACGGGGUGCGGGUGGGGAGGGAGGUCCUCUUGCCGAGUCGCCCGCCGCCUCCACCGCCACCCGCCACGGCCGUGCCCCCCCACGUGACCCCCCACGUGACCCCCCACGUGACCCACCACGUGACUCAGGAGGAGCUCAACACCAACAACAACAACCGGUGGAGUGGCGGUGGCGGCGGCGGCGUCGGGGCCCUGCCCGCACCGCCGCCCAACAACGACUGGAGCCUGUUGCCGGACCUGACGCCACCGUCGCCGCUCACGUCGCCCAGCAUCGGCGACCCGCGCGACGAGCUCGACGAGGCCGGCGAGGGAGAGGGCAAGUUCGCGGCGAUGGUGCCGCCGGGCGUGCCUUUCCAGCAGCAGCAGCAGCAGCUCGUCGUGUGCCGGCCGCUGCUGCAGGCGGACGAACAGGCCGGCGUGCGCAAGUCGUUGUACCGCGACUCGGCGUACUUCUCCGACCUGGAGCUGGACAAGCACGGCGGGGGCGGGGGGGGCGCGGAGACGCCCGUGCCAGCCGGCGACGGCGACGACGACGGGACGAAGAGGAACGGCGCCGGCCCGGAGCGGCGGCACGACGUUGACGACGACGACGACGAUGACGACGUGUCGAGCGCCUCGUCGCUGGAGGAGGUUCUCACGGGCGGAACGGAGUCUCACGACGACGACGACGAUGACGACUUUGACGCGGGCGGCGUAGGCGGCGGUGCGGGGGACCGUGACGAGUUCUUGAACUCGAAUCCCUUCGAGGGGGGAUUCGUGGCUCCGGCCGGGAUGAGCGAGAGGGACGCGGGGCAAGCGCUCGGGGGGGAGACGGACGACGAGGUGACGGAGAACGACGGGACGGACGGGGAGACGCGGCAGGCCAAGCGUUCCGAGGCGGACGCGGCGGGGGGCGGCGCGGAAGAAGCGACGCAGCACGGGGACGACGGAAGGGACGCGAGGGGGGACGUGGGGAUGGCGGGACACGCCGGGGACGCGCCGGGGAACGGGGUCGCGGACGACGCCGCCGCGACGGAGACCCCCACCAACCCCUUCGACAUCCCCUUCAUCGACGCGGAAGACGGCGUGUCGGACGAGGAGGCCGUCAGCGGCGGGUACGGCCUGCGCCCGGGCCUGGACGACGACGAUGAGGACGACGACGAUGAUGACGAGGAGGACGACGAUGAGGAGGACGACGAGAGCUGGGACAGUGACGAGGACUGGGGCCCCGUGCCCGAGGUGGUGAUGGAGGAGGAUGUGGCGCGCGCGCUCAAGGGGCUGCUCAAGCGGCCACGGGGACCGGCGCACUCGCACGGCAAGCGCGUGCGCUUCUUCGACGACGUCACGGUGCAUCUCUUCAACAAGGCCUUUCCCACCAGCAGCCUGGUCGGCAGCGACGCGUGCGACCACGGCAAAAGCGGCGGCGCUAACAGCGUCGGCGGCGGCCGCCUGCACGUGACCGCAGGGGGAGUCCACGCCGGCGGCCCCCCCUCCCACCCCUCCCGCCCCGCCCGCCCACUCGGCGCGGACCGCUGCAGCUCAGACGACUCCUCCGAAGACGGAAGCGGCUUUGAGUGGGACGACGAGCUGAUGCCGGGGGGGAUACGGCCGCCCCCUGUGCUGCGAAUCGCGCGGCCCUCGCGGCCCCCCCCACCUCCCCCCCGCCACCGGCCCCCUGACCCCCCCACGGCGGCGGUCGCCCUGCCCCUCCGCCGGGCGCCCCCCGUGCCCCUCCUGCCCCCCGCGGCCAGCAUCCUCUCCACCUCCCCCCCGCGGCUCAAGCUGUCGGACCCCGCGGCCCUGAUCCAGUCUCGACUCAGCGGCUCCCCGGGGCUCUCCUUCACCCAUGUCAGCGAGUCCGACGUGGAGUCUCCUCCGGGAAGUAGCGAGGAGGGCGAUGGGAGCUGAGGUGGCGGUUGUGGCCGCCCCCCCCCCCACCCCCGCCGGCUCCCAUGUGGCCGACUCACGGCCGGCGCGUUGAGCGCCAUCGCUCGGAGCUUCACCGAGUGGCGGCGUAUUUCCGCACCCGGCACACCACAUCCAGUAUACACCUCGCUAUGGGCCUGUGGCUUAUUACGAGUCACGGGCCACCCACUGGGAAAUGUUCAGGGAGAGGUUGGCCUCCGGAGCGCGUUCGCACUCGCUCACGCACGCGGACACACACAGAGACAAAGAUCCCCCCCAUAGCCUUCAUCAACUGUUGGGGCAAGUGCUGUCAGCGAGCAACUAUGAAGCCCAGCGCAGUACACGAGGGGGUGGGUGCCCAGCACCACCCCAAACCACCCUUUGUCACACACACGCAGACAUACACACACACACGCGCACACACACAUACGUGCAGACACGCACACGUGUGCGACUGCAUGGAGGCACUCUAUGUUUCUUGAAUUUCUUUCGCACCGUACGUAGCCGUCGGUGCGGGUACAGAGCAAGUUUUUGUUGUCCUUCCCCGACUACGUACAAGAGAAUUUCAACACACAUACAAGUGGAACUGAUGCUGCUGCUGCUGUUGAUGCUGCUGCUGCUGAUGAUGAUUUUGUUGGUUGAGCGCCAUGCGUCUGUGCACUGUACGUGUGUGUACAGUGUAUAUAAAUAUAUAUAUAAUCUACGCUUUAUCAAAAUGCUUCAAACUGCGCCACUCUCCACCUCCUCUGUCCACCCAGAAGUACAAAUGGGUUCAUCACAGCCGAUGGGUAAAGUGUGGCCACUCCGACCUCUCCAAAGACGUUUGCACAAUGCAAGAGGAGCACAGCGAAUCCCACUCUCGCGGCGGCGUGCGCAGAAAAUUGCAGGACUGAGCCUUUACCCUUCACUUUUUAUUUCAUCAAAAUGCGACCGAGCGGCCGAGCGAGGCGUGGGGGGGGGUGGGGGGGCACGGCCCUUAACUUGAUUCCUGGAAACUACACGACGGCAUGACGGGGCCAAGUCUGUCCGUGACGCCGCAGUGAACGGUGACGUCGGGCCCCCCCCCCCCAGCGUCUUGUCAAGCGCGGAGCUACGGCGGCCGUGACGAUGACGAGGAGGACGAGGGUGGGAUUGGAGCGGCAGUCGUCCGUCCACGCGCACACACACACGCGUGUGUUCCCGCACUCGUCGGGGAAGGGGAAACCAAGACCCUCGCCCACCUGAACCUGAAUCCGGCCCGAACCUUAAACCCUUAUCCAGGCUUCGACCCCCAACCCGGGCCCUGAUCCUGGUCCUAACCCAUAACUGUGACCCCAACAUUGCGGCUAAGACUCGUCCUGACCCAAACCCGAACACUUACCCCCUAACCCUGGCCACAAGUGAUCCUCAUCUCAACCCCUUGCUUGCUUUUAACCCAACCCUGCCCUUAACGCUAACCCCAAACCCGACCCUCACACUGAUCCUGCCCAUUGACCCCCCGCUCUGACAUGCUGCCCCCCCCCCCCCCCCCCGAGCCUUUUGGGGAGUCACACCGAGGCUCGAAGAAGCACAGUCGCACAAAGCGCGCGGUCAAUGCAUCCCCCUUCACCUGCCAGCACCUGCCAGCACCUGCUGCGAGAUCCCUGGGGGGAGGGCGGGCGGUAGGGUUAGGGGUCAGGACAAGUUGGCAUGGCAGGGGGGCCGCCCUUUGGCUGAUGAAACUCGUUCUGUGGGCCCGGUUCCGUUGUGAGAUUUUUCCGGUCGCUGUACAGACGAAACCAAGUGUUGACUGCUGUGUGUGUUGUGUGCGUGUGUAUAAUAAUUAUUGUUGUUAUGAUCGUUACUGGUUCUAUAUCGUCAUUGAUUUUAUUAGCGAUGGAGAUUCUAGCGAUGUGCUUGUGUUUCAACGAGACGCGCGCGUUUUUAAGUGUGAAUGUGAACGGUUCGGGGUGGGUGUGUGUGACUGUGUGAGUGUGGUCAGGGGGGAAACGCCUCCCAACACUCAUUGUGGGUUAACUUUGUAAAAAUGCUGGGCAGCCCGGAGAUGGGUACACUUUGUAAAGAUGCUGGUUGCCAUGGCAAGCCUGGAUAUGGGUACACUUUGUAAAGAUGCUGGUUGCCAUGGCAAUACGGAGAUGGGUACACUUUGUAAAGAUGCUGGUCGACCCGGAGAUGGGUACACUCUGUAAAGAUGCUGGACAACCCAGAGAUGGGUACACUCUGUAAAGAUGCUGGGCAACCCGGAGAUGGGUACACUUUGUAAAGAUGCUGGGCAACCCGGAGAUGGGUACACUUUGUAAAGAUGCUGGUUGCCAUGGCAAGCCUGGAGAUGGGUACACUUUGUACUGGUUGCCAUGGCAAGCCUGGAGAUGGGUACACUUUGUAAAGAUGCUGGACAGGCUGGAGAUGGGUACACUCUGUAAAGAUGCUGGGCAACCCAGAGAUGGGUACACUUUGUAAAGAUGCUGGUCUGUUCGGAGGUGGGUACACUUUGUAAAGAUGCUGAACACCCCGGAGAUGGGUACACUUUGUAAAGAUGCUGAACACCCCGGAGAUGGGUACACUUUGUAAAGAUGCUGGUCUGUUCGGAGAUGGGUACACUUUGUAUAGAUGCUGAGCAGCCCGGAGAUGGGUACACUUUGUAAAGAUGCUGGACAACCCAGAGAUGGGUACACUUUGUAAAGAUGCUGGGCAACCCGGAGAUGGGUACACUUUGUAAAGAUGCUGGGCAGCCCGGAGAUGGGUACACUUUGUAAAAAUGCUGGUCUGUUCGGAGAUGGGUACACUUUGUAAAGAUGCUGGUCUGUUCGGAGAUGGGUACACUUUGUAAAGAUGCUGGUCUGUUCGGAGAUGGGUACACUCUGUUAAGAUGCUGGUCUGUUCGGAGAUGGGUACACUUUGUAUAGAUGCUGGUUCGCCUGGAGAUGGGUACACUUUGUAAAGAUGCUGGACAACCCGGAGAUGGGUACACUUUGUAAAGAUGCUGGGCAACCCGGAGAUGGGUACACUUUGUAAAGAUGCUGGGCAACCCGGAGAUGGGUACACUCUGUAAAGAUGCUGGGCAGCAUGGAGGUGGGUACACUUUGUAAAGAUGCUGGUUGCCAUGGCAAGCCUGGAGAUGGGUACACUUUGUAAAGAUGCUGGACAACCCGGAGAUGGGUACACUUUGUAAAGAUGCUGGUUCGCCUGGAGAUGGGUACACUUUGUAAAGAUGCUGGACAACCCGGAGAUGGGUACACUUUGUAAAGAUGCUGGGCAACCCGGAGAUGGGUACACUCUGUAAAGAUGCUGGCCAACCCGGAGAUAGGUACACUUUGUAAAGAUGCUGGGCAGACCGGAGAUGGGUACACUUUGUAAAGAUGCUGGACAACCCGGAGAUGGGUACACUUUGUAAAGAUGCUGGGCAGCACAGAGAUGGGUACACUUUGUAAAGAUGCUGGUUCGCCUGGAGAUGGGUACACUUUGUAAAGAUGCUGGACAACCCGGAUAUGGGUACACUCUGUAAAGAUGCUGGUUGCCAUGGCAAGCCUGGAGAUGGGUACACUUUGUAAAUAUGCUGGGCAGCCCAAAGAUGGGUACAAUUUGUAAAGAUGCUGACGGGCAUAGCCAGCCAGAAGAUGGGUACACUUUUUAGAGAUGCCGGCUGGCCCAGAGAUGGGUACACUUUGUAAAGAUGUUGGCCAGCCCGGAGAUGGGUACACUUUGUAAAGAUGCUUAUGUGCAUGGUCAGCCAAAAGAUGCGACUCUUUGUAAAGCUGCUGGUGGUUACAGCCCUUCAAUGAGUAACACUUUGUAAAAAUUAUAUUAGGCUUGGCCACUCAUGCUGUGGGUGACACUUUGUAAAGAUGCUGGUGAGAGUGGCUAGACCUCGUGAUGAGCGGUGCCACACCCGUGAUUUGGGUACACUUUGUAAAUGUGCAGCGCCCCACGCUUGCCCCUUGUGGUUUAAGGCGCGGAUGUCAAUACUGCCCAGCGAGGCGUCGUGACACCCAACGCAAAACCGACUUAUUUUUGUUGUUCUUUCGGUAAAGUCACGUAGAAGGGAAGUAAUAAAAUAAUUAAAAUAAAACAUAAUAAAAUAAUUCUCACGACGUUUCGGCUACAACGCAAGCAGCCGUCUUCAGGUGAAGAAUGUUUUAUUUUUAUUAUUUUAUUACUUCCCUUCUACGUGAUGACUUUACCGAAAGAACCAAGAAGAUGAAUCCCUGCAGUCACGAAAGCUUUAAAUCGAAAUUUGACUUAUUUUUGGUACGAAAUCCUUGGUACGUGGACAGAGUGGAUCUCCGCUCUCCCCCCCCCCCCUAAUUUGUUAAGACUUGGUACAGCCCUGACGGGGGGAGGGGGAGUGGUCCAAGACUCCAAGCUGAGUGAGAUCAUAGUGAGUGAUCGGACUGUAUCAUUUGUUAAGUUGUCAGGGGGUGGGAGGUCAUGUCCGCCGUAACUCGUGCACUUGAUUAAAUCACUCAUCGCCACA